AUGGCGGCGAUCACUGAUUUUCUGCCUAGUGAGUACGGAUACGUAGUUCUCAUCCUCGUCUUCUACUGCUUCCUCAACCUCUGGAUGGGUGCUCAAGUCGGCAGAGCUCGCAAAAGGUACAAUGUGCCGUAUCCAACUCUAUAUGCAAUAGAAUCAGAAAACAAAGAUGCUAAGCUCUUUAACUGUGUUCAGAGAGGGCACCAAAACUCUUUAGAGAUGAUGCCAAUGUACUUCAUACUUAUGAUCCUUGGUGGAAUGAAACAUCCUUGCUUCUGUGCUGGUUUGGGUUUACUCUACAACGUUACUCGUUUCUUCUACUUUAAAGGUUACUCUACUGGAGAUCCCAUGAAACGCCUCACCAUCGGGAAGUAUGGUUUCUUGGGGUUGCUUGGUUUGAUGAUCUGUACCAUCUCGUUUGGUGUUAGUCUCAUCCGUGGCUAA
Molecule: messenger RNA, 441 nt
Organism: Microthlaspi erraticum
Lineage: Eukaryota; Viridiplantae; Streptophyta; Magnoliopsida; Brassicales; Brassicaceae
Source: the annotation of a GenBank genome assembly